This is a messenger RNA of Macrosiphum euphorbiae (potato aphid), 4362 nucleotides long. NCBI's taxonomy places the organism in Eukaryota, Metazoa, Arthropoda, Insecta, Hemiptera, Aphididae. The record is from the annotation of a GenBank genome assembly.
AUGGUCGAGACAAACCGGCCAAAACCGCCGUUGGACGUCGCCACCGCGGCGGCCGACGUGAACUCCUCGCCGCAGCAGCAGCAGCGUGAACACCAGCAGCACCGUGAACACCAGCAUCAACGUGAACACCACCAGCAACGUGAACGCCUGCAGCAACACUGGCACCAACCGCCACAGCACCGUCCACCACAGUCGCGAAACACCAAGACGGUACACUUCGAAACAGACGUGUUGCGAGACGUCACGCCGGCCGACUCCGCGAUGGCCUGCACGACGACGACGUCGAACUACACGGCCAGCGUCACUAGUCUGCCCGACCAGUUCGACAGACACGUACAACAGUUGUUCACUUUUAUCGGCACAGCUCUGAGCGGAGGUCACGAACGUUGUUGUAGCGACGACGACGACGUCGACGGCUGCAGUGACGAUGACGACAGCGACUGCGUUAGUGACGGAUUUUGCGGCGGCUGCGGUGGUGGUAACGACGGUGACGACGACGACGAGGACGAUGACGAUGACCGGAGGUCGGUUAGCGACAGCGAGACGGUCUGGAGGAGAUCGGCGUCGCACCGGCAGCGACCGGCGUCGGCGUUGGCGCCGUACGGCGCGUCGUCGUUCUCGCGUGGCGCGCGUACCAUCAGUUUCGAGCGUGACGUGGACAGAGGCAACACGCCGUUCAGGCACAGGCACUGCAAAACAACGGCUGUCACGUGCAACAGAGUUUUCCUCAAAAAGAUAUCUGACGACGAUCGUAUGUCUUUGACAACUGCCAUCAGUGACGAAGACGACGCAGAGAGCACUCAAAAUUCACCAUACCGGGGUAAACAAACAGGGACUGCAGCCGCCUCGUUUAAUUGCACAGGAGCUGUCAGAAAAGCAGGGUUUUUGAGCGUAAAAAAAUGGCUAUUACGGAAAAAGCACCAAAUUGAACUUGCCAGAAAAAGAGGCUGGAAAGGAUAUUGGGUGUGUCUUAAAGGCACAACAUUACUCUUUUACCCAUGCGAUUCUAGAGAAGGCCGAAGUGUAGAGGCAGCACCAAAACACCUUAUAAUCGUGGACGGAGCGAUUAUGCAACCUAUUCCAGAACACCCGAAGAGAGAUUAUAUUUUCUGUUUAAGUACAGCUUUUGGAGACGCCUAUUUAUUUCAGGCGCCUUGUCAAGUAGAAUUGGAAAAUUGGGUGAACAGCAUACAUUCUGCAUGUGGUGCAGCGUUUGCUAGGCAUAGGGGAAAAAUAGGAACACUUCAUUUAUUACAAGAAGAAAUUUACAGAAUCGAAAAACAAGUGGAUGCGGAUCAAAAACUUAAACAUAUGGCUGAAGUACAAGUAGAAAUGCUAACCGAUCCAGAUACUAAAGAACAAAUAAAAAAGCAAAUUUUAGCAUGGGAAGAGAAUUUAGAGAGACUACAUUGUGAACAGUUUCGGCUCAAAUGUUAUAUGGCUAGUUUACAAAAUGGUGAACUUCCAAAUCCCAAGAUUCUUUUAACGCGUGUAUCCAGAGCCACAAAAAUCACAUUAAACAAAUUAGGUGUGUUUACUGUAUCUUCGUUACAUGCAUUUAUAUGCGCUCGUUCUCCUUCAUUGCUCAACAAUCUUUUGGCUGGACGUGGUGCAACUAAAAGAAAAGCUCCAAUAUUAUCUCGUUCCAAUAGUAGUUCAGGUAGACGAUCAUUGCAAUCAUCAACAUCCAGAGAUGACGCAGAAAAGACUGUGAAAGUAUCUUUACCUGAUAAUCAAUCGGUACAAAUACAUUUACGAGAGGGCAUGACAGUUGAUGAGUAUUUGGCAUUAUCUUGUUCAAGAAAAGGACUUAAUCCCAUGGAGCACUUUGUCAGGGUAAAAAAGAGAAGGGAUAUGGAAGAUCAUAAUUAUUUUGUUCCUCACCGAACUGAUAGUAUUGAAACUUACCUACAUACUCACGAAGUUGUCGAAGUUCGUGCCAAAAUCCUUUAUCAAGUAGAACUUGAAAGAAAUACAUUAGAUCAUAUGUGGGGAUUUUCCGUAGAAGCAGAACUAAUUGAGAAUGCUGAAAGACAAGAUGAACUUUGUUGUUAUGUUAGUCGAGUUGAAGACAAAGGAAUUGCUAUUCAAAAUGGUUUAAUUAAAAGCGAUGAGAUUAUGGUGAUUAAUAGUGCAAUAGUAAGUGAUUUAGAUAUGAUGUACUUAGAAUCAGCUCUUCAAGAAGAACUUUCUUUAAGUAUGAUGAUGAGGUCAUCCAGAACCGAACCUCCCCAAUUACCUUCAGGCUCAAGAAUUAUAUCAAAGACUACUGACGAUAUAAUUCAAUCAUUAGUUUGUCCUCCACCACCAACUGAUCCACCGGUAAUCUCAGAAGAAAUGAUAUCUGGACUGAUCGUACCAGCUCCAGGGUGGAAUAGGGAAGGUAUUUAUGAAUUGGAAACUAACAACAUGACUCAAGAUUCAAAACUUGCUUCCAGAGGAAAUUCUUUUGAAAUUGAAAAUUUAAUUAAGAGUGCUGGUGAAGUGACUGGAUUCUGUAGAUCUCCAGAGCCAGCAAGAAGAACUAGCCCAACCGUAAUUUCUGCUGUUCAGAAUCCUCAAAUAACUAUUGGUCGUCAGUUGACAGACGCUGAAAAACUUAGAAAAGUUAUUUCUGAACUUGUAGAUACUGAAAAAUCCUAUAUUAAGCACUUAAAUAAUCUACUGGAGAAUUAUUUAGAACCACUUAAACAAGAAACAUUUUUAUCUGGAGCAGAAAUAGCAGUUCUGUUUGGUAAUAUCCAAGAAAUUGUUCAGUUUCAACAUCAAUUCUUACAAAAUUUAGAAGAAGCCGUACACCAAGAACCUAAUUUCCAUAAAUUUGAUCAGCCAGAGCAAUUUAAAAAUAUACUUUUCUCAAUCGGGAGCGCCUUCUUAUAUUAUGUCAAUCAUUUCAAAUUGUACAGUUCGUUCUGUGCAAGUCACUCAAAAGCUCAAAAAAUACUUAAUCCUAAUGAAGGCAAUCAAGCUUUACAAGAAUUUCUAUGCUCCAGAAAUCCACGGCAACAACAUUCUUGUUCUUUAGAAUCUUAUUUAAUUAAACCUAUUCAAAGGAUAUUAAAAUAUCCACUAUUACUACAACAACUAAGGAAUCUUACUGAUCCUCAUUCAGAUCAACACCUCCACCUCGUUGAAGCACUUAAGGGAAUGGAAAAUGUCGCUGAACAUAUUAAUGAAAUGCAAAGGAUACACGAAGAAUAUGGAGCAAUCUUUGAUCACUUAUUCAGACAACAUCAAAAAUCUUGUAAACAAUCUAUUGACUUGUCUCCGGGUGAUUUAUUGUACUAUGGAGGAGUAGAAUGGUUGAAUAUAUCUGAUUUCCUCGGGAAAAUAAAAAAAGGCUUAGAACUACAUGCAAUGUGUUUUGUAUUCAAAUCAGCGGUAGUAUUUUUAUGUAAAGAACGUUUAAGACAAAAAAAGAAAUUAAUGAGUGUAUCGGGCAAAAGUGAAAUGGAAAUAAUUAGAUAUCAAGUUUUGAUACCAGUAACUGAAGUACAAGUUAGAGCAAGUUCUGCUAAAGAUAUGGAGACACAUUUCUUAUGGGAGCUGAUACAUUUACGUAGUCAAUCCCACCGAAGAGCAGAAAAGAUUUAUGUCCUUUCCAAUAGUACUGCCGAAUUCAGAAAUGCGUUCUUGAAAACUAUACGCCAGAUAAUUCGUGAAAGCGUGCGAAACAUGAGCAUUCCUACUGCCAAACCUUCUACUAAUUCCCCUGCUCAACUAGUAAGCAAUACCGCAACAUUAGGAAGACAAACAAUUAAUACUGGAGGUUUACAACUGAUAUCAGAGGAUCAUAAAACGCCUGAUAUUUCAAACUUAGCCCAAGGAUCACAAACACUUGGAAAACCUAAAAAAAUACCUCCAAAACCACCUCAAAGAUAUUCUUCAGGGAAUACUAUGCCCAAAGUGGAGUUAAGGAAUCAAGGAACAUCGUCAACUGAUUCUACGACGGAUACAGCAGGGACUCAAACUAUUUUGCCAAAUUAUAGAUCGAGAAACAGAGAAGAACGAAAAGUUGACGAACAAAAAUCCGAAGGUGAAGAUGAUAGCUGUAGUCAACCUGGACCAUCUAAAGGACUUCCAAUGCACGGUAGUCUGGGAAAAACACCCAACUACUUAAUGCUUAGUACCACGUCUACAUUAUCAGCAAGUAGUACUGGCAGUCAAGCAGCCAGACUGGUGGAAAGAUCACAGCAACCAGAAAAUUAUCAACCACCUCAGGUGCAGGACCUCGGUUCUCCAGUUUGGAAGCCCAGAGAAUUGGGAGAAUCGUCAACAUUGCCACGAAAAAAAAAAUCGAAUCAAGAGCAGUUUGAAACAAGGACAAUGGUGAGAAAAGGAGAGAAAAAGGAUAAAAAAUGA